AUGUUUGACAAGUGCCGUCGAAAGUCUGGCUUUGGAGGCCAUUCAGAUCCCCCGUCGCCGGACCAGGAACUACGACCAGAUGCAAGCCAGAGUCUCGAAGAGCCACUCGUCAGAAACUUUUCGAUGAGUGCCGGCGAAGCUCAAAACGAGAGCGACCAAGACCUCAGAUUCAACAAAGCUCAUGCCGCCUACGUCACCAGCAACGACCUCAAAAGCAAAGCCCCGCGAGUCUCGACGUUAUUCCAAGACUUCUCCAUCCGCAACGAGCCAAACUCUCCAGCUAAACCAACCAAAAAACCACAAUCAGUCUUUGUGCCAUGGGCCCCAGACGUCACCCUCCUCGUCACAGCCACCCUCCUCCUCGCCGCCAUCUUCGCCACCACCCUCUCCCAAGACAACAAGCCCCAGCGCAACUGGACGCUGCCCAUCACCCUCAACUCCCUCGUUAACGUCCUCUCGACGCUCUUCCGCGCGUGCAUCGCCGCCGUCGCCGCGGAGAUGAUAUGCCAGGCGCGAUGGACGUGGUUCUGGUCCGAUAGACACGGCGGGCGGCGAAUGAUUGAUCUGCAGCAUUUCGACAGCGGGAGUCGAGACGUGCUUGGAGCGCUGAGGCUGGGCGGGGUCGUGAAGUGGAGGAGCCCGGCGACGUUGACGUCUGUCUUUGUGGUUGUGGCGUCGUUUGCGAUUGGGCCGUUUGUGCAGCAGGCUAUCGGGACGGUUGAAAGGGCUGUGGUUGAUCCUGGGGAGGUUGCGAGUAUUCCGACGGCGCAGGGCGUUGAUCUCGAUUCGUACUUCUUCGAGGCGAUUUACCGCGACAAGGAGGAUGGGUCGAGAGCUACUGAGAGGGUUAUGAGGCCUGGGAUGAGGAUUGCGCUGCAGACGGCUAUACAGAAUCCCCGCGGUGUGGAUUCUGAAGUUUCGCCUACUUGUCCGACUGGGAAUUGCACUUUCAUGGGGCUUGAGUCUGGCGCGCCGGUGGUUGGGCUUGGCGAGAUCACACACGAGUCCGCUGGUCUUUGCUCUGUCUGUACGGAUGUCACACCCCUCAUCAGCGUGGCCGAGAGCAAUAGUUCGAUAGCCUUGCCGAACGGGAUGAAUUUCUCUACGGGUCGGACAGCGACGAGUAUGGUGUUUGGCUCGGGAGAUCUAUCCUGGGCUAAUAGCGUCAUGUCUGAGCGAGCUAUAUCUCUGGCGAAGCAGGGGUUAUCCAACAUCACCGUCCUGACUACCCAGAGCCCCAUCGCCGAUAGAUACGGCGCCCCGUUCGUCCAUACUCGCAUGGCACUCUCCUGCUCCUUGUACCUCUGCUUGCGUAGCUACUCGGGGGUCGUCCAGAGAACCCAGCUCAAGGAGAAGCUCAUUUCCGAAGUUGCCAUGUACCACGACCCAUUGUACGACGGCAUCGGGCAUCAGUGGGUCAAGAACGGCAGCUAUCUAGCCUCCCGCACGCCCUGCGUAAUCAACGGGCGGAACUACACCGCCGAAGCUGAGACCGGCAGCCUCAACAUCACUACGUUCUGGGCGCCCGACGCCGCGGACUGCAUAUACAGCGUCGCCCCGACCUUCGCCGAUGGACUGUCGUCGUUUCUGAGCGACGCGUUCAACGAGACUUGCACCUUUAGCGCGUUCCAGGACGGGAACCUCUGGUGUAAGAACAACUUCUGGCUCUCUGAGCUAUGGUAUCAGGGCAACGCGACGGUUGAACUCGUUUCUGAGCAUUUCGCCGAUAUUGCUACAGCGGUGACGAAUCAGCUCCGGCGCGGCCUGGGGAGGCAGGAGGGCUCGAUGUCUGAGGUCGAGGGCCAGGCGCUUCAGUAUGUUGUGUUUAUGGUCAUUGAUAAGGGGUGGCUCGCCUUUCCGGCUGUGCUUCUUGGGCUGGAGGCGGUAUUGCUGGGUUUGAUGAUCGCGAGGAGUUGGCGGUCGAGAGACGAGGAAGCUGUUUGGAAAAGCAGUAUUCUGCCUUUGAUUUUUUAUAGGAACCAGUUUGCAGGGUCUGGGCAGGUUGUUGCUUCUGGGGAGAGGUUGAUGACAGUGAAGGAGAUGGAGACUGAUGCGCGGAAUAUUCGUGUUAAGUUUUCUCGCGUCCGGGCGGGGGAUGAGAUGAGUCUGCACCGUAUUGCGAAAUAG
This is a messenger RNA of Colletotrichum gloeosporioides, 2127 nucleotides long. RefSeq lists its product as uncharacterized. The record is from RefSeq and is a predicted model, not a curated record. The transcript has a single exon. The coding region runs from base 1 to 2127 and encodes 708 amino acids. NCBI's taxonomy places the organism in Eukaryota, Fungi, Ascomycota, Sordariomycetes, Glomerellales, Glomerellaceae.